AUGGUCAGCCACGUCUUCCCUCCACUUGCCCCUUUUGUCAACAAAACCUUGGAUUGGUGUGAUAAUUUGUUGCGUUCGUCUGCUGCCAGUCUUAAGCUUGUCUCUGACAUCGCCGGUGGCUUUGCUGGUGGUUUGAGCGGCUGUAUUUGUUGUGUGCUGCCUGACACAGUGUCGAUGCGAUUCAAGGUCACGUGGUGCCGGUUGAAGUUAACAUGUGAAGGUCGACAGUCGUACCAAUGGUCCCCGGCUAAUUAUUGGCCGCUGGACUCAUGCAGCGCCUUGUGCACAACCGCUCGCGUGACUGGGUAUCGAAGGAACGUUCCUCAGGCACUGUUGUCCAGAACGAGCUCAUCUCUUGGUUUGCCAACCGUCUCGCCCAAGGAGCAAGAUCGCAUCCAGGCGCUCUUUGGCGACUCUCCCCCGCCUCGACGCCAGCCUGCUCCCUAUCCGGAAGGUGACGUCCUCUAUCGCUGCAACAAUCGCUACCUGGUGCGGCAUGGGAAUAAUGUGACGAAAUACACAACGUUCCCUGAUGGCCUGGGUGCCAAAGAUCAUCCCAAUGAGGCGCAAGUGCUGCGUUUCGUCAAGGAGCACACAACGAUUCCGGUCCCCGAGGUCAUUAGCAGCGACUGGGAUCGUAUCACCAUGGAAUACAUCGAGGGCCAAACACUACAGCAGGCGUGGCCGGUGCUCACACCGGAACAGAGGUCUGACAUCUUGGCUGAGCUCAGCGGCUACAUAGCGCAGAUGCGUGCUUUAGGUGGCAUCCACCUCGGCCGUCUCGACGGGCAGGGCGUCGUAGUUCCAAUCCAUGACUGGCUCGUACGGCCGCCCAAGCGGUUGCAAGCGCAGUCGAUGUACUGGCACCAGAUAACGACACAGCUGGGCACCGAGUAUCCUAUUGUGUUCACGCACGGAGACCUUGCCUCGCGCAACAUCUUGGUGCGAGAUGGCCACAUCGUAGCCCUUUUGGAUUGGGAGUUUGCAGGAUGGUACCCUGAGUAUUGGGAGUACGUGUUUGCCCUGCGUGGGAUGGACAAGCUUGACUGGGAGACUCUGGGUAGCCAUUUGCCGUCUCUGUUCACAAAGCGCUAUGAUCUCGAGUACAUUCUUUUGGAAUUCAUCAUCAGCAUCUCCUGA
Emericellopsis atlantica is the source of this 1140-nucleotide messenger RNA. RefSeq names its product kinase-like domain-containing protein. The record is from RefSeq and is a predicted model, not a curated record. Gene Ontology annotation, biological process: protein phosphorylation. The transcript has 4 exons. Gene Ontology annotation, molecular function: protein kinase activity. Lineage: Eukaryota; Fungi; Ascomycota; Sordariomycetes; Hypocreales; Bionectriaceae. Bases 1 to 1140 code for a protein of 379 amino acids.